Molecule: messenger RNA, 1162 nt
Organism: Galendromus occidentalis (western predatory mite)
Lineage: Eukaryota; Metazoa; Arthropoda; Arachnida; Mesostigmata; Phytoseiidae
Product: UPF0160 protein MYG1, mitochondrial
Exons: 7
Coding region: 158-1162 (334 amino acids)
Cellular component (GO): nucleus; cytoplasm
Source: RefSeq, a predicted model, not a curated record
UGUGUGUGUGAGGGUUUUUAGAGAACGCGGCGUUCCACUGAUUCUCUAAUUGCCCCGUUCACUCGUGUUAAAGUUGGCACUGCGAGCUCUAUUCCACAGCAGUAGUAGGCUGCUCCGUAUUCCCAGAUCCGGGCGACAAUUCACCGGCUCUCAAAAAAUGGUGCCAAAGAAAAUCGGAACUCACAAUGGUACGUUCCAUUGCGACGAGGCUCUGGCCUGCGCAUUGCUGAAACUGCUCCCUGAAUAUUCUACCGCAGAAAUCCUAAGAACGCGCGACCCGGCCUUAUUGGAAACCUGCGAUGUCGUUGUCGAUGUCGGCGCGGUCUACGAUGCGUCAAAGUUCCGAUUCGACCAUCACCAAAAGACUUUCCAGGAAACGAUGCAUUCGCUCCGAGCGGAUUUUCCAUGGGAAAUCAAACUCAGCUCUGCGGGGCUCAUAUAUUUCCAUUAUGGAGAGAAAAUCCUGGCCGAUCUCAUGAAGCGACCCGCUGAACAUAGAGAUACUCAAACGGUUUACCGCAAAAUCUAUGAAGAGUUCAUCAUAGAGAUCGACGCUAUCGAUAACGGAGUCAACAUGUGUGAUGGAGACACCCGGUAUCGCAUCAACACGGGUCUUAGCUCUCGUGUGGGAGGCCUCAACCCGAAAUGGAACGAGGAGCAGACACCGGCGGCCGCCGAUCGACAGUUCCAACUUGCCAUGAAAUUGGCCGAGACCGAAUUCCUGGAUAAGGUGAAUUACUACAGCAACGCCUGGUUGCCGGCGAAGGAGCUUGUGCGAGAAGCGAUCAACAAACGAUAUGAAGUCGACAAGAGCGGAAGAAUCAUCGAACUGCCACAGACUGGUUGCCCGUGGAAAGAUCACUUGUUCGACAUCGAGGAGGAGCUCGGUAUCCAAGGAGAGUUGAUAUACGUGAUCCACACGGACACGAAGUCUUAUCGAGUCCAAUGUGUCCCACUCAAGCUCGGAGCCUUCGACAAUCGUCAUUCGCUACCUUGGAGAGGCCUCAGGGACGAUGAACUCUGCCGUGAGUCGGGGAUCCCAGGAUGUAUAUUUGUUCAUGCGUCUGGUUUCAUCGGUGGCAACCAGACACGAGACGGUGCACUGGAGAUGGCAAGAGCUGCGUUGAAAACCUAUUCUCCGGACAACGUCAGCGAGAAAUAA